GGCCGCGUCUGCUUGCAGAGCGGCGGUCACGUGGGCCCAGGUGGUGGCUGCGUGGGAAGCUGGGCCAAGAUGGCGGCGAUGAGGAAGGUGCUGCCGCAGCGACUGGUCGGCUUGGCGUCCCUACGGGCUGUCAGUACUUCAUCUAUGGGCACUUUCCCAAAGCAGGUGAAAAUCGUGGAAGUUGGUCCCCGAGAUGGACUACAAAAUGAAAAGAAUGUUGUACCUACUCCAGUGAAGAUCAAGCUCAUAGACAUGCUUUCUGAGGCAGGACUCCCUGUUAUAGAAGCCACCAGCUUUGUGUCUCCCAAGUGGGUUCCCCAGAUGGCUGACCACACUGAAGUCUUGAAGGGCAUUCAGAAGUUUCCCAGCAUCAGCUACCCAGUCCUGGUCCCAAAUUUGAAAGGCUUCGAGGCAGCGGUUGCUGCUGGGGCCAAGGAAGUGACUGUCUUCGGAGCUGCCUCAGAGCUCUUCACCCAGAAGAACAUCAACAGUUCCAUCGAGGAGAGUUUCCAGCGAUUCGACGUGAUCUUUAAGGGAGCGCAGGCAGCUGGUAUUCCUGUGCGGGGGUACGUCUCCUGUGUGCUUGGCUGCCCCUAUGAAGGGAAGAUCUCCCCGGCUAAAGUAGCUGAGGUCAGCAAGAGGAUGUACUCAAUGGGCUGCUAUGAGAUCUCUCUGGGGGACACCAUUGGCGUGGGCACCCCAGGGGCCAUGAGAGACAUGCUGUCUGCCGUCAUGCACGAGGUGCCGCUGGCAGCCCUGGCUGUCCACUGCCACGACACCUAUGGCCAAGCCCUGGCCAACACCUUGAUGGCCCUGCAGAUGGGAGUGACUGUCGUGGACGCUUCUGUGGCAGGACUUGGAGGCUGUCCCUAUGCACAGGGGGCAUCAGGAAACUUGGCCACGGAAGACCUCGUCUACAUGCUAGCAGGCCUGGGCAUUCACACGGGUGUGAACAUCCAGAAGCUCCUGGAAGCUGGGGACUUCAUCUGUCAAGCCCUGAACAGAAAAAGCAGCUCCAAAGUGGCCCAGGCUAGCUGUAAACUCUGAGCCCCUUGCCCCCCUGAAGCCCUGGGGACUAGGAGCACACACACAUGAUUCUUGGAGGAUGGGGACUGGGAAAUUAGAAAGAUUAAAAGAAGCAGGCACCCCGCAGCCAGCUCUGCCCAGAGGUCUCUGCUGGCAGAAGGGAGGCAAGGGGUCAGAGGAGUCAGUAUAAUGAGAGGCCUUGGGGGCUGAACCCUCCCUUCACCGUGGAUCUGACAGCCCAGCAGUUGAAUGCUUGCGGGCACUUGGGAACCCCGUUCCCAGCAGGGCAUGAUCCUCAAGGCUCCUCUCUAGAUGAAAUCUGCCAGCUGGCUACCCUAUAUGAGGGGCCUCCAACCUAUGGUGAGUUGUAUAAUUAUUUCAUUAUGUAUUACAAUGUAAUAAUAGGAAUAAAAUUCACAAUAAAUGUAAUGCGCUGGAAUCAUCCCCAAACCAUCGUCCCCCUCCCUGGUCAGUGGAAGAAUUGUCUCCCAUGAAAAUGGUCCCUGGUGCCAAAAAGAUUGGGGACUGCUGCUCUAUACCACUUACCCUGCCAUGGCCUUGAGGCCAUUGCUCUCUGACCUCUUAGGGUAAAUGACACGAAAGAGAUUUUCCCCAAGCUGACAGAGGCCAUGUGCAGAAAGAGGGAAGGGUUGGGUUUCUGUGGUGGCUAUCUGCCAACCCCAGCAUCUCUGCAAAAUCUGAACUCAAUGUGAUUUUUGAAAACAGCUUGUGUAAAUAAAGGUUUUAUGACACAGAACCAU
This is a messenger RNA of Microcebus murinus (gray mouse lemur), 1787 nucleotides long. It is a transcript of the gene HMGCL, whose product is annotated as 3-hydroxy-3-methylglutaryl-CoA lyase. Gene Ontology annotation, biological process: ketone body biosynthetic process; L-leucine catabolic process. Gene Ontology annotation, molecular function: hydroxymethylglutaryl-CoA lyase activity. Gene Ontology annotation, cellular component: mitochondrion. The record is from RefSeq and is a predicted model, not a curated record. NCBI's taxonomy places the organism in Eukaryota, Metazoa, Chordata, Mammalia, Primates, Cheirogaleidae.